CCGGCCAAUGGGAGCGCGGGGAGCGGAGCGCCUUGUCUUCGCUCGCUCGCUUGCAACUAGUUCCAAGACUCCAGCAGGCACUUUCCCCGCUCCCUGCCUGCCUGCUUCGGGAAGGAAUUCACUGGGAAACCGCGCGGCCAGUGCCUGGGAGGGAAGCGGCCGGAGUCCCGGGCGGUUUCCCAGCUCGUUUUCCCCGCGCAAAAUGAGCGUCGCCGUGGAAGAAGCCGUCCUGCCCUCCAUCUCCACCUUCGCCGGCUUGGUGCCGCUGGAAAACAGCCCGCCCGAAAUGAGGCUGGCUCCUCCUCAGGCAGAAGGUGGCGCCAACAUUAAACGGGAAGCAGAUGAGCUGGGCAACUUUGUCGACUUGGACUUCAUCCUGGCCCACACCACCAAUGGCCAGCCCAGUGGGGCAGCAUCAGGAGGGGCAGCGUCCGUGCCAGCACCGCACCCCAACCCCCAUUACCCCUUACCAGAGACCCCUGAGAGCUGUGGCACCACUUACGACAGUGAUGGCUCCAACUACCAGCCCUCCAACAAGUUCGCACCAUCCUACCUGCCCAGCCCAGGGCACAGCUAUGUGGCUGAGCUCUUCACACAGGACUUGCACCCACAACCACAGAGCCAUUGCGAGCUCCAGAGGCGAGAAUACACUGAGCUACGUGCUGCCAAUGCUGGCCUUGGGCAUCCUUCUCAUCCAGGUCUGCCUCGGGGCAUGGCCUUGGAUCACCUGCGGGUCAAGCAGGAACCCAUGGAUGGGCAGUCUUGCAUGCUGGGUGGAGGCGUGAGCCCUGACUGCCUAGACCAGAAGCCCCUGGCAAUGCAGUCCAUGAUGCACCAUCACCACCAGCAUCCACAGCACCAGCAUCCACAGCAACAUCAGGCGCCUGCUUGCUUUCCUGCCAGGCAGAUAGGCCCCGGCCCUCACCAGCAUUGUCCUGUGGUUGGAGGUGAAAUGAAUGUGCAGCAAUACUCACGUGGCGGUGCCCCCCACCUCUUCCAGACCCCCGCCUUCACUGGGUCCUUGGCGCCCCACUUCCAUGGACACUUCAGCGUCUUCCGGGAGCCCCUGAAGCCCCACGCACAGGGCUUGCACGGCCUGCUGGUCACACCGCCCAGCUCACCCAUCUUGGAUUACUAUUCGCCCAUGCAAGUGGCCCCCUUGGAAGAGAGCAAGCCUAAGAAGGGCCGCAAGGCUGCCUUCCCCCGUAAGCGCACGGCCACCCACAACUGUGAGUUUGCUGGCUGCGGCAAGACCUACACCAAGAGCUCCCAUCUCAAGGCCCACAUGCGGACCCACACUGGUGAGAAGCCCUAUCACUGUAACUGGGAAGGCUGCGGAUGGAAAUUUGCACGGUCAGAUGAACUCACGCGUCAUUACCGCAAGCACACGGGGGUCCGGCCCUUCCAAUGCCAGCUCUGCGACCGUGCUUUCUCCCGAUCAGAUCACCUGGCUCUGCACAUGAAGAGGCACGUGUGAAGCAUGGCUGGCUUCCUUGGGUCAUUUGGGUGGGAUGUGAUGGGGUUGAAAACAAGAGGCAAAAAGAUGUGGGUAUCCAAAGAGACACUGGGGACUCUCAUUGUGAAGGGAUCCAACAUUUGGUCCCCUCCUCUCCUAACUGGAGUAGCUAAUUUAUGUAUAUAUUACUGACACAUUUAAAUAUUUAAGGAGGAAGCCCAUUUGGUUCCUCCACCACUUUAUGGACAGGCUAUAUCUAUUUAAGAGUGAAUAGUUACACAAACCUGGCUGCAGUGAGAGCUAGGGUAUAUGACAAAAAUAUACUUGGAAGAGUAUCUUUGGGAAGGACAAUUGGGGGCAAUGUAUCCCUACCAUUCCCCAUUCCAAAUCUUCAGUGUGCACAAAAUCACAGUACAGAUACAAUGCUGACUGUGGCCCCAUCUACACUGAUCAUUUAAUGCAGUUCAAAGCAACCUUCAAAUUGCAGACACAAAACUCAUAAAAAUGCGUACAAAAAAUGUUUAUUGCGCAUCAGUGCUCUGUGGUUUGUACAAUCACUGUCAGUGCCUCAAAGUGGUUCCAGGAUUUUCUGUGUAAUCGUAUGCACAGUAAAACCACUUUUUUCAAUUCCGGUUUGAAACUGCAUUAAAUGGUCAGUGUAGAUGGGGUCUGUCACAACCUACCUGUUAGCUUUUGACUCAUGUAUAUUUUGCUUCACAAUGGGUUUUCAUUCACACACACACGUCUUUGCUUCUUUUUAAAAGGAUCUAUCUUGUCAAACUACUUUUAAAAUACAUCCAACAAGAGAUAGGCAUACAUACAGAUAGACUGACUUCGCCUGGCUUGCACUAUAUUUCACUCCCAAUGGCUUCAGAAAUGAAUUAUAAUUUUAAACAAUGACUUCUGCAUCCUAUAGAAGAGGGAUGGGAAUUGAGUGGACUUCCAGAUCUUGUUGGACUGCAGCUCCCAACAUUCCUAACCAUUGCUUUGGUGAUCUAGAGCUGCUGGGAGAUGCAGUUCAGUAAGAUCUAGAAGGCUGCCAAAUUUCUACCUCUGCCCUAUACAAAACUGGGGAAAGACAUUUAAAGAAAAAAAAAUAAUUGUUCAUAUUUUGCUAGGAUUGCCAGCCUUUUUGUAUUAAAAUAUUUUAAUAACAUUUUGUUUCAGCUGUAAAGCUUCCAGUUUGGUCAGUCUGUUCAGACCAAUGAUGUAACUUCUUAAAGCAAGUAACGUCCACCAAUAAGUCUCCAAGCUGUCACCAGUGAGUGAGUGGGAUAAUCCAGCAGAAGAAACUAAAGCUGUCGCUUCUGGAACAGGCUAUAAACCAAACUAUACAUGCUGAACAAAGACAAAACUUCUGUUUAUAGGUUGCAUGAAAUGAAAUGUAUAGGAACCAGAGUUUCACAGCCCAAUCCUAUGCAUGUUUUCUCAGAAGCUACAGUUUUACACAAACCCAUUUGAAAAUAACACUCCCAACUUGAGAGAGCCUCUUCUAAGUAGGCAGAUAAAAGAUCGGUGGGACUUGUAGUGCAAUCCUGAAUGUGUCUAUCUGGAAAUAAGUCCCCAUAGAGUUGAAUGGGAGAUACGUCUAAGUGCGUGGGUAAGAUUAACGCCAUGGACUUAAAUUAGUAUAUUUAGGAUUGCCAUCUUAAAGUAUUCCUUUUUAUUUCUUGGCUCAGGGCUGUGCUAAAUAUGAAUUGAAAAUUAUCUUAAUAUGCUGGUUUCCUUUUUCUGGUUUAUGAGAUCACAUGAUUCAAAGAAAAAACUUUGAAAAGGUUGCCUUUUGGAAAUGAAAUCAAAACAAGUUGUGCUUCUCCAGCAUAGUCAAUGACCUAAAGCAGGGAUGAGCAAAGUUCAGACCAACGAUGGCACUGGAUUGUAACUCCCAGCAUUCCUUAUUCAUAGUUGUGUUGGUAAGAGCUGGUGGGAGUUGCAGUUCAGCUACAUCUGAAGGGAUGCGCUUUGUCUGGCCCUGGACUAAAGUUCCUGCAAUACUCUUCAUUUUUGAUUUGAAGGGAAUGACACCGAACCUGAUGAGAACUAUGGCUCCUAUUUGAUAUCCAAUAGAUGUUUUUCACUACAGAAUUCAUACUACCUGGUCAGUGACCAUAUUGAGUAGGAUGUAUUUGAUCUGUGAUCUUAAACAUCUGGACCAUAUUGUGUUAGAGAAGGCUGAUGUGUAGGAUUAUAAUCUUGCCUAGCUGAUACCCCAGAUUUUAUAUUUGUACUCAGAGAUAAAUCCUACUAUAUUUAAUAGUCCCAGCUAAAUAGAACUGCAGCAAACUAUUCUCAGUUUUUAGGAGCUGGCUAAAUGUAUAUUGGCUUAAUUACAUUACCUCAAAUGUGUUUUAUAAGAAUGUAAUAUAAUAUUUUUAAAAGCAAUCUGUUGCCUUUGUCUAUGGGGAAAAAGCCAUCUUUAAUACUUGUCAACUGUUGCAUGAAGCGUGCUCCCGGUUCUGAGAGGCUUCUGAAACCCAACUACUUCUUUUAAAAACAGCGAAACUCCUGAUUCUAUUCUUGAAAUAAAUCUUCAUGUUUAGUACUCCAAGCUACGUUGUAGAAGCCUCAGAACUUGGAGCACAAAGGUGCUGUGUUCUGUAUGCAAGGUUACUGAAUUGGCUCAUGAUAAUCUUUAAAAAGUAACUUAACAUUGAAAGAUGCUGUAUUUCUCCAAUUCUAAGAUGCCAUUGAUUGCAAGACACACACACUACUUUUAGUACCGACAGGAAAAAUACACAUUAUAUUAUAUAUAGAAUGUGCAAUUCUACAACCUCAUCUACACUGCCAGUAGUGGCACAAUGGGUUAAACCCUUAUGCCGGCUGAACUGCUGACCUGAAGGUCUGCAAUUCGAAUCCACAAGACCGUGAGCUCUCAGACGCACCCUGUUUUCAGAGAUAUUUAUAUGGAGGAAAACAUGCAUCUUAGAAUUGAUAAAUACAGUAUAUAUAUUUGGACCUGACAUUUGAUGAGGGUAUUAUGUGUAUGAAUGUGUGUACCAGAGAGCCAUUCCAGCCUCCAAUGGGAAAUAUGUUAUGUGGGUUCACUGUGAGCCUUCUACAGAUGCCUUCAUCUGCAUGCUGCCUCCUACAAAGGAAAUUGGCCAUUAAGCCAGGUACUGCUGCAGCUGCAUUUUUUUCUAGGCAGCUUUUGAAUUAUAUUUUUGUAUAGGGCAUUUUUGUCCAUUUCUGCUAUACUUGAAACUUUCUUUCUGAGAAGAAAAGGACUCUCUCAACAUAUAGCUUGUGGAAACAAGCUGUCAUUCUUUUUUAAAUAUGCUGUAAAAUGUGUUUUUUAAAAAAUAGCUUGGGUUUGUUUAAUAAAUGACCUCAGCUCCAGUAUGUGCACUGCACCAGUCUGUACAUAUUGUUAAUUAAUAUUUGAUGUUGCUUGGACCUGUCAGGCAUUCCCCCAUGCAAAAUGUUAGUGUGCUCUUUAUUCAUACCUGAGAUAUUGUUGAUCUGAUGUAAAACAAAUAAAAUGCAAUACAAUAAAAGCAAGUACUUUGUUUAUGCUUAAAUAAAAAAUGGGAGGGACAGCAUCUACACACUACAAAGGAGACUUUUAUUUGUUUAGCUUAGAAAUUUAUGUGCCAGGUUUAAGGGCAAAGCCUUUUUAAAGCAGUUUAACAAAUGUAAAUGAAGCAACAUGAAACUCUUUUAAAAUAUAUACAAAAUAGUCCAGUUAGAAGAGUAAAGCUGGCAGUUAAAAAACUUAGCAGAUAAUAAAACACUACUUGAAAGAAAAA
Anolis carolinensis (green anole) is the source of this 5202-nucleotide messenger RNA. It is a transcript of the gene klf18, whose product is annotated as KLF transcription factor 18. Gene Ontology annotation, biological process: regulation of transcription by RNA polymerase II. The record is from RefSeq and is a predicted model, not a curated record. The transcript has 3 exons. NCBI's taxonomy places the organism in Eukaryota, Metazoa, Chordata, Lepidosauria, Squamata, Anolidae. Bases 8 to 1477 code for a protein of 489 amino acids. Gene Ontology annotation, molecular function: RNA polymerase II cis-regulatory region sequence-specific DNA binding; DNA-binding transcription factor activity, RNA polymerase II-specific.